This is a messenger RNA of Linum tenue, 519 nucleotides long. The record is from the annotation of a GenBank genome assembly. NCBI's taxonomy places the organism in Eukaryota, Viridiplantae, Streptophyta, Magnoliopsida, Malpighiales, Linaceae.
AAGCGGAAUCGCAGCAGGCAGAUAGAGUCGUUAUUGCCAAAAAAAAAAAAAAAAUCUACCGACGCCGGCGAAAAAAAAUGUUGCAGACUCCGGCGUUCAUGACGCAGUACCCAUGGUCGACGAGGACAGUGCCGUCGUCCUUCCUCAUGUCAUCGCAGCCUCCCGCUCAAACCCACACUCCGGAACAGCUUCUCGCCAUGGAAGAGGACGUUUACGAGGAGCAGUUGAAUGAGAUCCAGAAGACUAACAGCAACUUGAUAGUGAUUGGGAAGACAACGGUCGACAAUGAUAAAGAUGAGGAUGAUAAUGAUCCGGAUGAUGACGAUGCUGACAAUGCAGACGAAUCUGAAGGCGAAGAGUUUGAGCAAGAAACUGGUUGAGGAAGCAGGCAAGAAAACCGACUAUACACCGUACCUUUGUUCUACCUUUUCUUUUUGUGCUUAAGAAUGUCAGCAGCGUAUUAAGUUCAGAUGGUGAAUUUUUGAAUGAACAAGUUGUUUCUGCUCUUUAGAGAGUUGA